AUGGGUAACGACGUAAGAUCCAUACAACCAGCUGCAUUAGGGCUACGGGUUGCACACUUGCAGACCCCAGCAAACCGGUAUGAUGGCCAUGAUAGGUUAGCUACCCGACAUACUGAAGAAAAUAUAGCUCCCGUUACUGGAAAGAGAAACCAGGGAUUUCAAGCUGAUCUCUCUCGGAGCCGUCAGGAAGUACAGCUUGUAGGAGAGGAAGGUGGAGCAAGCAGCACGCCCCUCCGAGAUAAUCCUGCAAGGCCACGCACCGAACUGAACCACGAUACAGUGACACACAGUACUACAGCACAAAACUACCAAGUUUGGUUACUCAUCACACUCCUUCAACAAGACCAAGAACCUGAAGUCCAAUACUUCGAAGACGCCCUAACAACAAUCAACAAAAACCACGAAACAACUUACCACAGAAUCAAAUUAGAAGACACAAACGAAGAAGACCUCCAACUAAUCUGCGAUGGUUUAUCAAACGGCUUCGGCCUUAUUCUAGAUUUCACUUGGUCCGGUAAUGAAGUCAUGCAAGAACUAGCCGACAAUAGAAGCUAUCCCUAUCUACACAUAGAUGUUUCAGUAGCUCCUUUUUUAAUGUUACUGGAUUCGUAUUUGGAUAAACGCAAUUCAAGCGAUAUUCUAGCAAUCUUUGACGAUGAUGAUUACAUUGAUCAGUCUUUGUAUUAUUGGCUGGAUUCCAAUAGGCUUAAAAUGGUUAUGACCGGGCCGAUUGAUUAUAAAACUGCUUCGAAAAUUAAAAACAUUCGUCCUAUACCUAGUAGUUUUGCUAUAAUGGCUACCACAAUUAAUAUGGAAAAAUUAACCAAACAAGCUUUAGAUCAUGAGCUUUUACAUCUCUCAGAUCGCUGGAAUUUGAUUUUUACUGAUCUUCAACACAUGGAAUUUGAUAGGAAUUUAAUAGCAAAUACUACAGUGAGUUUGAUUUAUUUAGAAGAGGAAUUAUGUCUUGAUUUGGUUCAAAAGGAACAAUGUCCUGUGAAUUUUUCCCUGCAAAAUCAAUUUUUGUUUUGGCUAGCUAUGGGUAUUAAUAAACUAAUCAAACUACUAUUGGAUGAAAAUGUUGAAUUCCCCACAAGUGACUUUGAUUGUCUCAAAAGCGAAUUCCCAGAUUAUACCAAGCAAAGAUUUGAUGAAAUAUUAGAUGUGAUGAUGUCUGAGAAUUCGAAACUUUUAACACUAAAUGAUAAAAGUGUUAUGGUGAGGACGAGAGGCAAAAUUGAGAAAAUGUUCAACGGAACUUUACAGGUGAUUGCUCAAUAUAGGAACGGGCGUUUGGAGCUUGAGAAUGCGAAAAAGUUCGAGCCUGUUAAGCCGUUUUACAGGAUUGGAAUGACUCAGGCAAUGCCAUGGUCAUACAAAGAAAAAAACCCAGAAACAGGCGAAUCAUACUGGACAGGUUACUGUGCGGAUUUCGCCCAGAAACUCUCAGAAGUAAUGGAUUUCGAUUUCGUAUUCGUCGAACCAGAAUCGGGUACUUUCGGUGAAAAAAUCAACGGAUCAUGGAACGGAGUUGUGGGAGAUUUGGCUAGAGGAGAUACCGAUUUGGCCAUAACGGCUAUAGUAAUGACGGCCGAUAAAGAAGAAGUUAUCGAUUUUGUUGCUCCUUAUUACGAGCAAACUGGUAUUACUAUUGUAAUGCGGAAGCCUGUUAGGAAGACUUCACUGUUUAAGUUUAUGACUGUUUUGAAGUUGGAAGUUUGGCUUAGCAUUGUCGCCGCUUUGAUUGUUACUGGAUUCAUGAUUUGGUUUUUGGAUAAGUAUUCGCCUUACAGUGCUAGAAAUAAUAAGAAGGCUUAUCCGUACCCGUGCAGAGAAUUUACUUUGAAAGAAAGUUUCUGGUUCGCUUUGACCUCGUUUACACCUCAAGGAGGAGGCGAAGCCCCUAAAGCCCUAUCAGGCCGCACUUUAGUGGCAGCCUAUUGGCUGUUUGUAGUUUUAAUGCUAGCUACCUUUACAGCUAAUUUAGCUGCUUUUUUAACUGUUGAACGGAUGCAGGCUCCAGUUCAAUCUUUAGAACAACUAGCCAGACAAUCUCGUAUAAACUACACCGUAGUUCAAAGCUCAGACACUCACCAAUACUUCAUCAACAUGAAAUUUGCCGAAGACACUCUUUACAGAAUGUGGAAAGAAUUAACUCUAAACGCCUCAACUGACGACACCAGAUACCGAGUUUGGGAUUAUCCAAUCAGAGAACAAUAUGGCCAUAUUUUAUUGGCAAUCAACGAUUCGAAUCCUGUUGCAAACGCUUCAGAAGGCUUUCGCCUUACUAACGAACAUUUAGAUGCUGAUUUUGCUUUUAUACAUGACUCAAGCGAAAUCAAGUACGAAAUCAGCAAAAACUGCAACCUUACUGAAGUUGGAGAGGUGUUUGCUGAAAAACCUUAUGCAGUAGCUGUGCAACAAGGCAGCCACUUGCAGGACGAUUUAAGUAAAGUUAUAUUAGACUUACAAAAAGAUAGAUUUUUUGAGGCAUUACAGGCCAAGUAUUGGAAUCAUUCAGUCAAAGGCGAUUGUCCUAGUACUGACGACAACGAAGGCAUAACUUUGGAAAGUUUAGGUGGAGUUUUCAUUGCGACGCUUUUCGGUUUGGCUCUGGCCAUGAUUACUUUAGCUGGGGAGGUUUUGUAUUAUAGGCGCAAAGCGCUCAAGGAAUCGAAAAUUCAAAAGUUUGAUAGGCCGCAAUUUAAGAAAACUGUUACUAUUGGGAGUAGUUUUAAGCCGGUGAAGUACAACGAAAAUUUGACUAAGGAAAUGGAAAAUGUAGCUCAUAUAUCUUUGUAUCCUAGGGCUAGGAAUAGGUUAGCACGUAUUGAGUGA
Ceutorhynchus assimilis (cabbage seed weevil) is the source of this 2838-nucleotide messenger RNA. NCBI's taxonomy places the organism in Eukaryota, Metazoa, Arthropoda, Insecta, Coleoptera, Curculionidae. The record is from the annotation of a GenBank genome assembly.